UUAUUUACUUUAAUGUCUUAAUAAAAUCUGUGAAAAGUAUUUUUUUCAUGAUUUCUAGUGAAAUAAACAUCUAUAAACGCAACAUUUUCCAUACAUAAAAAGAAAAAUUACUAUUCAACUGAGCUGCGAUGGCCGGGAUUUCGAUGCAAGAUAUCGAAGCAGUAGACGACUACUGGGGACCCACUUUUCGUACUAUCCUCGAAGGAAACAGCCACGACCAAGUUUCCGAGCAGCUUGAAUCCAGAAUUAGGUCUCAUGACAAGGACAUUGAACGAAUUUGUAAUCUGUACUAUCAAGGAUUCAUCGAUUCGAUAAGAGAGCUAUUGUUGGUGAAAUCACAGGCGCAAGGUUUAAAUCAGGAAGUGCAAACAUUGGAUGAUGCACUUACGAAAGCGUCGGCCGGCGUUAUUGCCAAAGGAAAUGAUCUGGUCGAAGCACGCAAGGUGGAAGGGAACAUUGCUGGUGCUAUUGAAGGUCUAUCGAGCUGUCUACCAGUUCUGGAAUGCUACUCAAAACUACUGAGACAGGUUAAGGAAAAGCGCUACUAUCCGGCUUUGAAAACCUUGGAAUUGUUGGAGAACGAAUAUCUGCCGAAAGUUUCGGGCUACAGAUUUUCGCAGCAGAUGAGAGAAACAAUACCGAAGUUGAAGGAGAAUAUAAAAAAAUCGUCCGAGGAAGAUUUUCGAGAGUUUUUGGAAAAUAUAAGAAAGUUUUCACCUAGGAUUGGAGAGAUUGCUAUGAAACAUACCAAGGAACUACAGAAAAGAGAUUUGGACACUAUAAUUGCCGAGUACAAACAGAUGUCUAUGAAUGGGGAUUGCGUUGACGACGACGAGGAUGUAAACGCUCAGGAUCUGAUAGAUUUUUCUCCCAUUUAUCGAUGCUUACAUAUUUAUACGGUGCUCAACGACAAAGAAUACUUUGAAAAGGAUUAUCGCAAACAAAGGAGAGAUCAGGCGAAACUAGUUUUGCAAGCCCCCCAAACGAUGCAUGAUAAUCUGGAAGCUUACAAGACAUACAUUUAUUCUAUCGUUGGGUUUUUCGUAGUUGAAGAUCAUGUGAUGAACACCGGUGGAGAAAUAGUCACUCAAACGUAUUUGGAUGACUUGUGGUCUUCGUCUUUGACGCGUGCCGUCAAUGUACUCAGUAUGUCCUCUUCGUCCUGUACCGAUCCAAAUAUUUUACUUCGCAUAAAAAAUUUAAUUAUGCUUAGCAUCACAACUCUUAAGAACUACGGUUACACCGUUUCCCAGUUGUGGGACCUUUUGCUCGAGAUGCGUGAUCAUUACAAUGAAGUGCUGCUACAAAGAUGGGUAAACGAGUUCCGUGACAUUCUCGACAAAAGCGAUUUUCUUCCGCUGGAAGCCCAUACUCAGGAAGAGUAUGAUGCUGUGUUGGAACGCUUUCCUUUUCAUUCGGAGCAGUUGGAAGCUCAGCCGUUCCCGAAAAAGUUUCCCUUUUCGCGAAUGGUUCCGGAAGUAUACCACCAGGCAAUGGAAUUCAUGUAUGCCUGCAUGAAGUUCUCCGAAGAACUCACUCUUUCACCGAACGAGAUAGCCGCGAUGGUGCGAAAAGCGGCAAAUUUGCUUUUAACUCGCAGUUUCAGUGGAUGUCUUUCGGCAGUAUUCCGAAGUCCCAGCCUAGCAUUGAUGCAGGUUAUUCAAAUCAUAAUUGACACGCAGUAUCUCGAAAAAGCUGGACCAUUUCUGGAUAGUUUUGUUUGUAAAAUGACUGGCACAAGCCAAAGUUUGACGCAGACUCCAUCUGCAAUGUUUCAGGUUGCCCGUUCGGAAGCCGAACAACAAGUAUCCACAAAACUGUGCUGCAAACUGGAUGAAUUUUUCGAAGAAUUGGAAGGUUACGAUUGGUUGCUACCGGAAAGCUAUGGCCACGCGUCACCGUUCGUAACGGAUAUGAUUGCAUUUUUGCAGAGUACAUUCCAAAGUUUCUCCUACAUCCUACCGGGCGUUGCGCAGGCCGCUUGCCGGAAAGCCUGCGAACAUGUGGCCACCCGCAUCUAUAAGUUGAUCCUAUCCGAUGAAAUCAAACAGAUUUCCGGUGGGGCAUUGGAUCAAAUCAAUUUGGAUCUGAUGCAAUUUGAACUGUUUGCCGCUUCGGAUCCGGUGCCAGGUCUAAGAGAAGGUGAUUUGUCCAAGUAUUUUGCAGAAAUUCGUCAGCUAUUGGAUCUACUGAUCUCGGAGGAUUGGAGCGCAUAUUUGCACGAUUUCGGAAAGGAUGAAAACCGAUACUCACUGGUACAGCCGUCCACGAUCAUCGUCGUGCUAGAAAAGCUUCGCGAGGCAGAUAAAAAAUCGAUGCUCUCGCUAAUGAAGUCCAAAUCGGAAAGAGACAAGAAGAAACUAUUAGAAACUGUACUUCGUCAGUUGAAACAGUUGGCGGAAAGACAGAACUAAUCUCAUCAAGUAUAUAUUUAUUUGUUUAAUUGUUAACAUAAUUCAUCGGACAAAUAAUAGUUUUAAU
Molecule: messenger RNA, 2481 nt
Organism: Malaya genurostris
Lineage: Eukaryota; Metazoa; Arthropoda; Insecta; Diptera; Culicidae
Gene: Sec15
Product: exocyst complex component 6
Exons: 2
Coding region: 129-2414 (761 amino acids)
Biological process (GO): intracellular protein transport; Golgi to plasma membrane transport; exocytosis
Cellular component (GO): membrane; exocyst
Source: RefSeq, a predicted model, not a curated record